GAUGGAGUAUCUUUUAUAGUCAAAGGUAUAACAAAUACAAAUACAAAUGUAUGGGAAAACACAAGUCAACAAUAAUUUGCAAGUAAAAAUGUACGGGAAAACACAAGAAAAAUUAAUGGUGGCAGAAGAGAGAAAAAAAGUUUAGAAAUUUAGGGAGGAGAUGACACUAAAAUCUGAAAAAAAAAUACAAGGGUAAAAUAGAGAGAAGGAGCUACAUGACAAAAAUAUUUGAGGAUAUUGGUAAUUUUAUGAUUUUAAUAGUGUUUAGGAAAAAUAAAUGAGUCAUUCUUUUUGGGACUAAAAUUAGGCCAAAUGGGUCGUUCUUUCGGGGACUAAGGGAGUACUAAUUACUCAUGUAGUCAUGUAUGAAUGUUGUAUGAUGAUUUAGAGUAUCGUUCAAGCAAAAAACUAAUUAUAGUAAGGAAAAACUGAAAUAUAAUAAACGAAAAACAAAAUCAUCAAAUAAUUCCAAGGAAUUUUUAGAAAAUAACACCACAAAAAUCACACAAAUUUGAUUAUAACACCACAAAUUUUAAAACUUUUAUUAUAACACCAUAAAAAACCAAAAAAUUGGUUUUACCACCACUUAACUUUGUCAUCCAAAAAACCGUUAGUGGGCCCUACUUUGUACACGUGUCAAUUAUUCAUUGGAUUAAAAAUGAAAAAAAAAAAUUAAAAAAAAGGAAAAAUUCUAAAUUCAAACCCCAGCUACCAACGGUGCCAGUUUCGAUCGUCGUCACCCCAUCCCACUGUCCACCGCCGUCACCCAAUCCCUACCAACCACAAUUGGCGGCCGACGAAACCAGCUCACCCAAUUCCGUAGCCCAACCUCAGAUCAACCUAAAUCAGUCGACCACCGUCCCUCAUACCCAGCCCCCGAUUUGGUUUAUGGGUACGGGUUUGGGUCCGGGUGAGGGUGAGAGGAGUACGACGGUUUGUGGAUUUGGGUAUGGGUGUGGGUUGGGAUUUCGGCAAUUCGGCGAUGGUUAUGGGUAAGGAAGAGGAGUUUGGUGACGGUGAUUUCAGUUGGUUUAGAUCGGGGUUACGGUGGUUCAAUUCGGCGACGGUGUGGGCUGGGAUUUCAGAUCAACUGGUUUAGAUUGGGGUUAAGGUGGUUUGGUGACAAUUUCGGAGGUUAUGGGUUGGGUUUGGGUGAUGGCGGUGGGAACCCACCGACGGUGGUGGUGGUUGGCUUAGUAUUAAGUGGUGGUGAAAUCAAUUUUUUAUUUUUUUUUUGUGUUAUAAUAAAAGUUUUAAAAUUUAUGGUGUUAUAAUAAAAGUUUUGAAAUUUAUGGUGUGAUUUUUGUAGUGUUAUUUUCAUAAAUUUCCUAAUUCCAAUAAUUAUUUACAUCAUCAACAAAAUUUGAAAAAAUAAAAAAUUUGCUACCAACACCAAGCAUUCGGUUCGCCAUAGAUUCAGCCGGCGCAAAACCUGUGUCACAGUGAUGGACUCCCGGCACCGACGGCAGUUAUCCUCCGACCGAUUCAUGAACACAUUAAAAAUAAUCCCUCCUUCUUCAAUCGAUGCCGGGGACGAGCUCAGCGAAGACGAUGUCUUCUUCACCGGCGCCAAUUUCCAAAACCCUCCUUCCACCUCCUCAACACCACCUCCUCUUCACCAUCGCCGCCAUCACAAAUCAUACAAUUCAGAGGCCUUCGGAAUCCUUGCCGCAUUGCCGGAAUCCGGCGACGAAAUCCGACCUGUCUUGAACCAUAAGCCGUUGAUCUCUCCGCCUCCACCACCGUCAUCUUCGAGGAUGAUUCCGAAUCUUCCGAGGCCUUCCAUUGACCGGCAGAUCUUCUCUUUGCCGGAAAAGUACCAUCAGUCUGCUCCGUUGAAUGUGCCGAUGAGACCGCUGCUGAAGAAUUCGUGGCGUCAGAAACGUUUCGAGGAUGUUGACGAUGGAGUUGUUGCUGCUGAUGAUGAUGAUGGAGAGAUGUUGCCUCCUCACGAGAUUGUGGCCCGUCAACUUUCAAAGUCUCCGGUGCUUUCUUCUUCUGUGCUUGAAGGUGCUGGGAGGACGUUGAAGGGUAGGGAUCUGCGUCAGGUUCGAAACGCAGUGUUUCGGCAAACAGGUUUUAUUGACUGACUUUUGUUGUAUUAUCUAAGUGUACAUGAAGGCCAAAUAUAUCAGUUGAAGCUCUUUGUGACAAGGAUUACCCAGAGAAACCUCUUAAGUGUUCGUUUCCACACAUGGAUUUACAUGACUUGUGUGAACGCAGAGGCCGGAAUGGCAAUGCUCUUGACUUCUGCCUGACUGAGUUGAGAAAGUGUGUUGUUUUGGUCCUCUAUCCCAUUUAUAUUCAGGUUUUUGAGGAUGCCAACAUCAGAAGCAUGGUCAUCCUUUUAUGUUGAUUUGGAGAUUGUCAUGUGGUGCUGUUCAAGUUCACUUAUUAUUAGUGAUUGUCUUAAUAUGUUAUAUUUAGCUUUUAGAUGAAAUUGCUUGUUCAUUCUAUCUUCCUUGAGAAAGAGGGUACUUGAUUAUAAAUGUAAAUGAGAUGUGCUGGUAAUCAAUCAGGGGGAUGAUUUCAUGCUGAAUUUAUACCUAGAUGAAUUGGGAAGAAACAUUAAGGAACAAACAGAGUACAUUUACUUACUAUAUAUGUUGGUGUAUCUCUUUGUCCGUAUCUAAAUUCAGGCACUACCUUAAAUUUCCAUGUCCAAUUCUUGAUUCCAUACGUAGGUGAGUAUACCUGAGUAAUAAUUUGUUGCAGUGUAAAGUAGGCUGUCAAAGAUUAGUAUUUAUUUGUCAAUAAUUUGGAAAUCAUAUUAUCUGCUUGGUAGUCGCAAACUCGCAAUGAUGAUAACUUGAUAAGGUGUACUUGUGUCGAUAUCAUCAGAGUUUGGUUACUGCCUGAAAACAUUUUUGUGUUAGCGAUCCAUUACAGGAAUACUCUGAAAGUGGCUUUAUCAACUGUCAUUCUAACAAGAGAGAAUAGCAUGAGAAUAGCUUUCAUCGGUUCAUGUUUUGAGCUAUCAGAGUAAUGACGUAAGAGGGUGUGCUGAAGGUAUUGCAAGUCAUGGCUCAUAGCUAUGAAAAAUUAGACCUUGUGCAUUCACAAAUCAAAAUAUUUAAGCACAGGUGAAUAUGAUGGUGCUUGUAUCAAUUGGUUAGUAAUAGUUUGUAUCCAAUAAUUUUCAUGAAAAAUCAGUUUAGUUUUACAGCUCUAAAGACGGGCCUUAACUAAUUAAUUUUUACUUGUUAUAUGUGUGCCUCAAAUGCUCCACUUUGAUGUGUGUUUGAUUAUAAGGUGUUCAGAGUUUGAAGUUCUGCCAUAUGGUAUUUGACUUUAUAUGUGUUCGAUUUCAUAAUAAUUGCAAUAAUUCCUUGUACCUACUAUUAUUUUAUUAUUUCUCCCUCUAAGUAACCCACAUUUACAAAUAUUCUAGUAUUUCUCUUUCCUAUCAUCCUCAUUUAUACUUUUUUUAAAAGUGUUUUACUUCUCAAAAAC
This is a messenger RNA of Chenopodium quinoa (quinoa), 3453 nucleotides long. RefSeq lists its product as uncharacterized. The record is from RefSeq and is a predicted model, not a curated record. The coding region runs from base 1446 to 2090 and encodes 214 amino acids. The transcript has 2 exons. Lineage: Eukaryota; Viridiplantae; Streptophyta; Magnoliopsida; Caryophyllales; Amaranthaceae.